CGUUUCUUGAUAACUGUUUUGUUGAAGAAUACAGAGGAUAGAAAUUUGUUCGUCCAGUAGUUUGUUCGAUUCAAGCAGAGAGCGAGUAAAGACAUGUGUUCGACUAUUAGUUUGUUCGAAUCAAGCGGAGAGAGAAGAAAGGAAUUCGUUCGUCAGUUAGUUUGCUUCGAAUCAAGCGAAAGUAAACGGCAACAGGACGCAAGAAACGGAAAGACUAAACUCGACUGGUGAACAAUGUGUAACGACGUAAGAAAACUCCAUCUACGCUUCAAGUACUUGUGCUUCGGGCUACUAUAAAGGCCCAAGCCAUCUCAAGUACUUAUAGUUAUCAUCAUCGUUUGCCUCAGGUCUUUAUUGAAAUUUGCUAACAUUUGGAUUUUGUACGCCAUUGUUUUCCUGUCCAAGUCGCCGUGAGGAUCUUUUAGUCGGCUUGUUGAGAUGUCCAAGUCGUGCUUUGUGUUGAAUAUACAUGUACUUCUAUGAGUUUGAAGAUUUUCAAAAAAUAUUUAACGUUUGAAACCCCCGGGACAGUUCUCAUUGUUUUCAUGUAAAAAGCAAACGCUUCUUACGAAUGUUUGGCAAAAUGGGAUCUGGUUCUUCUUCGCUGUUGUCAAAUCUGCUGUUUACUUGGACUAAUAGACUGGUGACCCCUGAAGGAUCUGGCAUAAGUAUAGAUCUCCCACAACAGUUUCAAGCUUCCAUCUGGGGACGGAAAACUCUGGAAGCUUGGAAUGCAGCACUUCAAAGACAGUUUGUGAGCGAUGAGGAAAGUAAACAGACUGACAGCUUCUCCGUCAAAACGACAGGCGAUGCAUCAGCUAGAAAAAUUAUCAAUAUACCUUCUGAAAAAACAAAGAGUGGAUCAACAAAGAGAAGCAACAGUGGUUCUAAAAACUACAAUUCUCCAUAUUAUACAAAUGGUCAGAAGAAGCCCGUGAGUACGAAGAAUUUGGUGACGCUUAUAUGGCAAGUAUUCGGGAAGUACAUCUUACAUAUCAUCCUAGUUGUCCUCGUCGGUCGCGUGGUCUCACUGAUGUGUAAGCCUUUUCUUUUCACAGAGCUGAUGAAGUCGUUUGAGAAGGAAGACAACGAACAGCAACUGUUUUCAUCCAAGCAGCUGUUCCUUUUUGUUGCCAUAUUUCUCUCCUUAUUCACGUCCAGUUUGCUCGAUGAGUGGAGUCUCUAUUUGGCGGACACAGCGUCUUUAAGAAUCAAAUCUGGAAUGAGUUACUUAGUUUUUCAUAAGUUAUUACAUUUAUCCCAGACCGCAAAGUACAAUCUCACUGCAGCUAAAAUCAAUAAUGUUGUCUCGUCAGAUCUUUUGGACUCAGCAAGAGGAAUCAUUUGGAUUGCUUUGAGAGUAAAGAGCUUGUUCAACAUGGUAGGCACCUUUGUCAUAUUGUAUUAUUACAUCGGAAAGUCUUCUAUAUUGGUGGUGCUGUUCUUGGGAACUGUUGUUGGAUUCUCUUCCUUUAUGUUGGGCAAACAGAGCGUACUGUAUCAAACACGAGGCAAAGCGAAAGACGAGAAAAUGUCUGUGGUUACCGAAAUGCUGAGAAAUAUGAAAAAUAUCAAACUCCUAGCGAUGGAAACUGUUUUUGGUAAAAAGGUGGAGGCUUUAGUUGGUGUGGAGAUGAGGAUUCUGACCAAAAUUUUUCUGUUUCGUCUGGUUGGACUGUUAGCUUGGAGUAUGACGCCUAUGGUAGCCACCACUUUGGUUCUGUUAUCUCAUAUCUAUUUCGAUACAACAGGACUAGCGUUAAAGGCGGACAUUACAUUUGCUGUUGUGAUUUUGGUAAACGAAUUGCGUUUUUCUAUGUUUGACCUUCCCGUCCUGUUUACCACGUUUUACAGUGUACGAGCAGUAUUUGAUAGACUGCAAGAAAUAUUGGUCGCUGAAUCUGUUCAAUCGAGACGUAAACUAACUUUUUCUACCCUUUCAAACCCCAACGUUGACACAGACAAAAUAGGGAGUUAUCGUUCGUCUGCCAUUUCUAUUCGUAAUAGCACAUUUUGCUGGGAUAGAGGGCAAGCUGCUUUUACUCUAAAAGCAGACGAUAUUAGUAUUCCUAAAGGCAGCUUAGUUUUAGUUACUGGAACAGUUGGCUCAGGAAAAACAUCUUUCCUCUCUGCUCUUUGUGGGGAAAUGGAAAUAUUAGAGGGUGACAUGUAUGUCAACGGGACUACCUCCUACGUCCCACAGGAACCUUGGAUCUUGAACGCCACCAUAAAAGAUAAUAUACUUUUUGGAUCCCCAGUGAAUAAGUCCUUAUACGAACAUGUUCUUACGUCAUGUGCACUUAACACCGACCUAGAAUCCUUUGAAUGUGGAGACUUGUUUGAAGUGAAGGAUAAAGGAGAGAACCUGAGCGGGGGUCAGAAACAGCGAGUGAAUCUUGCACGUGCAGCGUACUGUCAGUCGGACAUCGUCCUGUUGGAUGAUCCGCUCAGUGCUGUGGACAACAACGUGGCCAGACACAUCUUCUACAACUUAAUCGGCAGGCGAGGACUUUUGGGGCAGAGAACGCGUAUUUUGACCACCGGUGGAUCACAAUGGUUACCGUUUGCAGACAUGGUUAUAGAAAUCAGACGUCUUGGUCAAUCAGUUGAUGAUGCAGCGGAAUACGAGGCUGUCAUUGUCCAAGACGUUCAAACUCCUAGAAAGCAUGCUCUCAAAGUGAACGUAAAAGAGGAAAUAGACAAUGCUGCAGGAGGUGAUGAGGGUAAUAACAACGCAAAGUUCCCUAAGCCGUCAGACUGGAAUGAGGAAUCACCUGCCCGCAGUAUCGACAGAGAAACUGUAAAGAUUUAUUUCAAAGCUGUUGGUCUUUUCAGUGUUUUGUGCCUUGCCAUUUUGCAAGUAUUUCCAGUUUUCAUAGAUGCCAGGGCCAGGGUAGGUUUAACCGAAUGGUCUAAUCGGAUACAAGAUAUUUACAACAACAGUCAAGACCUUCAAACCUGUGCUAGGUUUCAGGCGGAAAUAAAAGGUCCGGUCUGUAUCUCUGACGGCACUAAGGAAGCCUUAUGGGAAACAAAUAUCUACCACGUAAAACUGUAUUUCUUCCAGACAGCUAGCUCUUUAGUAUUCUUUGUUCUUUAUCAGAUCCUGUGUUCUCUUCGUAAUUCGGAAGCUACAGGAUCGUUGGCAAGCCAAUUAUUGUGGUCAUGUUUGCGAUCUCCUCUAACCUUUUUCGAAGAAACUCCUUUUGGCCAGCUGGCUUUACGAUUUGGCCAUGACGUACAUGAAAUAGGACACGAAGUUCCUCUCAGUCUAGAAGAACUUUUCUACAGAAUUGCGUACAUCUUGACGAGUCUUAUUGUCGUGUGUUACACAUGCCCAAAUAUUUUACUUUUCGCCACACCGGUUGCCUUAAUCUCCAUUUAUAUACAACUGAGACAUGUUGCACUAGAAGCAAAAAUAACAACAAACAGACGGAAAUACAACAGCUUCAAAUAUGGUCGCAUCCAAGAGACAAUUGAAGGCGUGCAUGUGAUUAGAGGGUUUCAUUUAAGACAACGGUUCCUCGACAUGCUUGUUUCAGCUGAGAACGAAUCAAAUGCAAUGACUUACGCAUUUUACGCUCAAAAUAGGUGGUUGGGUAUGGCAAUGACGUACAUGAGCACUUUUUUUGUCAUGUCAUCCGCAAUCUUCGCAUCUGUCGGUGAGUCUGGAGACUCGAAAGCCGCACGUGUUGGGUUGGCUGUGAUGUACUCGAUAGACUUGGGUCACCACAUGAACGUACUGAUAAAGCAAACUGGUCGUUUCAUUGGUUCCAUGUACUCCGUAAAAAGACUUUCAUCUUUCUUUGAUACACCUUCUGAGGCGGAGUGGGAUUCUGAUUCCAGGAAUACAAGUUUGAUGUCUUGGCCAAAAUUGGGCCACAUUAGAUUUAAAGACGUAUCGCUUAUGUAUAGCAAUGCAGGGGGCCCUGCCUUAAAAAAAGUCUCUAUGACCUUCUUGCCUGGACAAAAAAUUGGUAUCAUAGGUCGAACUGGUGCAGGGAAGUCUUCCCUUGUUCAGGUUUUGUUGAGACUUCGAGACGUGUCCAAUGGAGCUGUCUACAUUGACAACGUGGACAUCAGUACUGUCGGACUCCAUCACUUACGAAAGAGCGUCUCCACCAUCCCACAAGAUCCUGUCAUCUUUAGUGGAACUCUCAGGUGGAACUUAGACCCUACAGGUCGUCACAACGACAACGCCUUAUGGUCAACACUCGCUCAAGUUCAGCUCGAUGAGUUAGUCAAGUCCCUGCCAGAAGGUCUAGGGUAUGUGUGCAAAGAAGGAGGGGAUACCUUCAGUCUGGGCCAAAAGCAGCUUAUUUGUUUAGCGAGGACCUUGCUAGAAAAGGCCAAAAUUUUCUUUUUCGAUGAGGCAACAUCGUCGUUGGAUCCGGUCACCGACAAAAAAAUCCAAGGAGUUAUUAAACGAGUCUGUUCUACCUGCACUGUACUCACGAUCGCACACAGAUUCACGAAUGUUUUAGACUACGACCUCCUCGUUCUCUUGGAAGCGGGCCAAGUGAUUGCUAUGGAUACACCGGAAAAUUUGCGGAACAAUUCCACCUUCAAAACAUUCUUCUCAGGCCCCGAUGCAGAGAAAUAAAUGGAUCUGAUAUUAACACUUUUUGCUACUUAGUCUUUUAUAUUAGCACUGCCUUUCUAUAUCGGUGGUCACUAAGCUUUUCUUCAGAGUGGGAAGGAUAAUUAGCAGAAUGCCGAACGCCGGCCAAAAUUGGGUCAAAAUCUCUACCUUCUUCUUUAAUACACUUUAUAAAAUGCAUUAAAAAGAUAAUGACAAACAGCCUGUGAAUUUAACAAUUAGAAAAAAAAACAACUGAAAAUGCAUAAACAUAAUUAUAGAGGCAACAAACUUUUGAAGUAGUGGACCUCCUACGCGUUGGCGACAAAGGGUCAUUUUUGCGGUAGGAAAUGUCUGUGUGAACUGAAAUAUUUAUCACACCAAAGCUGAGCAAGAGUGUGUGCUAAAAGUUAUGAAGUCUUCAAAAAGCAGAUAAUUUAAUUUACACUGCAGAGUUGGAUUGAUAUGAUGAAACUUUUUUGGGUGACUAGGUCCUGAGCACACUACAAACACAUGUAUCAAGGUACUUUUUUGUUUGUUUGUUUUGGGUUUUUUUAGCCUGCAUUGUGGAAUUGUAUCGAACAACACGAACUGACAUGGCAGGCAGAAUCUGGCCCGCGGGCCGUAGUGUGGUGAUCCCUGCAAUAAAGUUAGUUUUAGUAAGGUUUUACGGUGCUCACAACUGCAUAAGGUCAUAUGAGCGCCAUGGGGUA
Aplysia californica (California sea hare) is the source of this 5292-nucleotide messenger RNA. Its product is annotated as canalicular multispecific organic anion transporter 1. Gene Ontology annotation, cellular component: membrane. Lineage: Eukaryota; Metazoa; Mollusca; Gastropoda; Aplysiida; Aplysiidae. The record is from RefSeq and is a predicted model, not a curated record. Gene Ontology annotation, biological process: transmembrane transport. Gene Ontology annotation, molecular function: ABC-type transporter activity; ATP hydrolysis activity; ATP binding. Bases 572 to 4603 code for a protein of 1343 amino acids. The transcript is spliced from 2 exons.